UCGCCUCACAACACUUCCCCACAACACCCACAGUCUGCUUCGCUAUCUUUCUGGCUGCGCUGCAGUUUGGAGUGCAUCCGCGGUGGGAUUUUAUUUUGGGGGCAGCUUUGAUGUUGGUAUAUUGCGUUCUGCCUCCAUGAUGUUAGGUGCGGUGAAGAUGGAAGGACACGAGGCUUCCGAGUGGAGUAGUUAUUACGGUGAACCCCAGGAGGCCUAUUCAGCGGCACCAGUCGGCAGCAUGAGCUCGGGACUGGGCGGCAUGAACGGUAUGAACACCUACAUGAGCAUGAACCCCAUGAGCUCCAGCGGCAACAUGACCCCGGGCUCCUUUAACAUGUCCUACGGAAACCCCGGGAUCGGCGCUGGGCUCAGCCCCACCAUGGCGGGCAUGGCUGCCAGCGGCCCCGGUGGCAUGAACGGCAUGGGAUCGGGGGUGCCUGCCAUGGGGACGGCUCUCAGCCCCAACAUGAGCGCCAUGAGCGCCCAGCAGGCAUCCAUGAACGCUUUGACGCCUUACUCGAGCAUGAACCCCGCCAUGAGCCCGAUGGCUUACACUCAAAGCAACCUGAACCGGCCCAGAGACACCAAGAACUUCAGACGCAGUUACCCGCACGCCAAGCCGCCUUACUCCUACAUCUCGCUCAUCACCAUGGCCAUCCAACAGGCCCCCAGCAAGAUGCUGACCCUGAGCGAGAUCUACCAGUGGAUCAUGGACCUUUUCCCUUAUUACCGGCAGAACCAGCAGCGUUGGCAGAACUCCAUCAGACACUCGCUCUCCUUCAACGACUGCUUCAUCAAAGUUGCCCGCUCCCCCGACAAACCGGGCAAAGGAUCCUACUGGACGCUGCACCCGGACUCGGGCAACAUGUUCGAGAACGGCUGCUACCUGCGCCGCCAGAAGCGCUUCAAGUGCGACAAGAAAUGUUCGCCCAAAGCCGAGGGAGGCAGGAAAGACACCGGCUCUUCCCCCGCUGGCAACAGCAACAGCAACGGCGCGGGUAACAGUAACAACAACAGCAGCAGCAAUAAUAAUAAUAAUAAUACUAAUAACGGAGGCAGAGCCCAGGGCGAGAGCGAUUCCAACCCUGACUCCAGCCCGGACAGAGCGCCUCACACCGACAUCAAGACCCAGGCUCCCUCUGUGAGCUCGGCCUCUGUGCUGGGGGUCCCUCUGACUCCUCACCCACACCCUCACCCUCACUCCCACCCACACCCUCACCCUCACCCUCACUCCCACCCUCACUCCCACCCGCACCUUCACCCAGGGCUGUCCAUGGGUGCCGGCGACUCGCAGCAGGUCCAUCACCACCUGAAGGGAGACCCGCACUACUCUUUCAACCACCCCUUUUCGAUCAACAACCUCAUGUCAUCGGAGCAGCAGCAUCACAAGAUGGACUUGAAGGCUUACGAGCAGGCGAUGCACUACUCCAGCUACGGGGGAGGCAUGGCAGGCAGUCUGCCUCUCAGCUCCAUGGGCAAGAGUGGCAUCGACCCCCCGGCCCUGGUCAGCGAAGCUUCCUAUUACCAAGGUGUGUAUUCCAGACCUCUGCUCAACACAUCCUAGUCUUGCACCCAUCAACCAACACACACACACACACACACACAUACCACACACCAACUAAAUUCAUUGCAGGUAAACUUUUGCUCAGUUGUCUGUCCAACACCCCCCACCACCCACCCACCCACUCACACACCCAACCACGCACACACACACACACACAACCCCUUCACUGUGCACACCUCCGGCGGUGCACAAAAAAAGACUGUUACUUUCUAACAUUUUAUGUAUAAAGAAAACAAAAAAUAAUUGUGGGAGUGUAAAGUUAUCUGCAAAAGUUUGGCGAUCAAUCACGAUUGUAUAUUCCGCGGGAAAUAUAUAUAGAUAUAUAUAUAUAUCGCAAACGUUUUGCAGGCCGUAUUUAAAAAAAAUUGGGGGGGGGAAGCGUGUUGUCAAAUUUUUAGGAAUAAGUUGUGCUAUACUGUAUUUCUCCGUCGUGUCCAAUCGACAUUUCCAACGGCUGUUUACAAGUUGUGGCAAUACAAAAAUAAACUGUACAGACUAGUACAUAUGAGGAGAGGGAGUAAAAGCGGGGUGCGUAAUGGGGACUUUUUAAUGUUAAUUUUAUGAAACUUCUAUUUAAAAAAAAACUCUCUGUAUUGGACGCUGUGCCGUUUCGGUGAGUGAAGCAGGAAAGAAUAUAUCUGGACAUUUUUUGCAUGCUUAUUUCUUCAACAGCACAGUUGCAAUUUUUAAAAAAAAACAAAAGUGGGUUUAUUGUCAAAAUGAACCAUGUGUUUGUUACCUGCAUCAGGAAACUCGAGAAGCUACUCUUUUGUGGUUCCACAACGCCUUUUUAGCUCUAUUUCCAUUCAGUGUUAAUGCACUUUUCACAUGUUUUUAGCUUAUCUAGAGAUGUUGGUUGGUGUUAGCAUAGCCAGACGGGUUCUCGUGGCUUUCUCAAUGUGCCUAAUUUAUUGCAUGGUUUAGGUCCCUUUUUUAGUUUUUAAGUUGUUUUAAAAAAACAUAAUAAUGCAAAUUAAUGGAAUUUUAAGAAGUUGUUAAUUUUUGUAAUUGUAAUUCUAUGAAAUGAAUAAAAUUAUUUUGAUUUGAUGAGAA
Callorhinchus milii (elephant shark) is the source of this 2617-nucleotide messenger RNA. RefSeq names its product forkhead box A1 (gene foxa1). NCBI's taxonomy places the organism in Eukaryota, Metazoa, Chordata, Chondrichthyes, Chimaeriformes, Callorhinchidae. Bases 137 to 1564 code for a protein of 475 amino acids. Gene Ontology annotation, molecular function: transcription factor binding; DNA-binding transcription factor activity, RNA polymerase II-specific; protein domain specific binding. Gene Ontology annotation, biological process: cell differentiation; regulation of transcription by RNA polymerase II; anatomical structure morphogenesis. The record is from RefSeq and is a predicted model, not a curated record. The transcript has 2 exons.